Molecule: messenger RNA, 339 nt
Organism: Iphiclides podalirius (scarce swallowtail)
Lineage: Eukaryota; Metazoa; Arthropoda; Insecta; Lepidoptera; Papilionidae
Source: the annotation of a GenBank genome assembly
AUGGCGAACUCCGACGUGAUAGAAUUCUGCACGGCGAACAAUGUGGGCCCCGCGCUUAAUGGCCAGAACCAUUCGGCCCAUAGCUCGCAAAGUUCGACGCCCACAAAUAUCUCCACUGCCCGCGCAAUUCGCCGCCGAUGCGCGGAAUGCAUCGCAACCACAUCACCGCAGUUUGACACUGAUAGCAAACAAGUGCGACGCGCGACAUGCGGGGGGCGCGUUCGCACGGUGCGAGGCGCGCCAGUGGGUGCGAUGGGCGCCUCCAGCCACCGCCACCACUUUCCCCGGUUCGAUUCCCACGCGGCGCUCCGCACGCACAAGGCCGCGCUCAUUGCUCGU